AAACCGUGCGCACCCGCCCGUAGAGCCCCGCCCAUUCAGCUAGCACCGCUACUGUAGCAACAUAAGCUAACAGCUAGCUUACAUCAGUUUAGGGCUGUGUUGGGGUCGGGGUAUCAUUAAACCCGUCCGCGUUUUAUUCGUCAUAAACAUUAAAAACGCGGCCCGACCACUGACGGAGCUGGAGGGAACUCAAAUCCAGGAUGUGCUCGGUGGUCGGGUGUUAUUCGGGGCGUCGCAGUGCGCAGCGGUUCAAGUUACCGGAGGACCCCGAGAGGAGACUGGAGUGGGUCCAGUUCCUCGCUACAGUCAACAAACAGCGAUUUAAAGAAUCGUCCUGGACUGACAUUACGAUUUGUAGCGAACACUUUGAAAAGGACUGUUUUGAAAAGCUGACAGCUGCUCAGCUAACGUUAAAGCCCAGUGCUGUCCCAUCACUGUCAGACGACCCGGAGCCACAUCUGGAGAGCCCAGGAUGUGUGGAGCCUGUGGAAACCACAUUAGUUUAUGGUCAACUUGAAACACGUGAUGGCCCAAUGUCCUGUUGUGAAGAAUCAGGACUGGCUUCAAUGGAUUCUGAAGGAAACCCAGUCCUAAGAGGCGUCUCGUGUUCAACUGAUACUUCAGACGAUGUUGUGUCCGUAUACGGCCAGAUGCAUCCAAGAAAUGUGAACACUGAUUUGAUCAGGGAAAAAGCUGCACUUCUACAGAGGAAAGGGAAGUAUGUUGUGAACGAAAAACGCCUCCUCCAGUUGUUUAGCUGCGAGUGUCCGUCAUGUGGCUGUAAACUCAAGAUGGAGAAGUUCACCUAUGGGGUGCUCAUCAUCUUGAACCAACAGUGCCUUCAGUGUGAGUACAGGAACCAGUGGAAAAGCCAAGUCAACGCCAGCGUCCCAGAUCAACACCCGAGGGGAGGCAUAGAUGUAACUCCAGAGACCCGGCAGGAAGUGCCAACAGAUGACACCUAUAGCUGUAUAACAGGGGUCUCUGAGAUUGUUGCUGUUGUUGGUGAGGACAUUGAUCCCCUGGAAGAAAUGGAGGAAUCGAGUGAUCCGGAUGACAUGGACUCAGACGAGGAUUGGAAGCCAAUGAAGAAUAUUUUGCUGCCUAGAGUGCUUCAAAAGGAAACAGAUGGCAAAGGCAUGAAAGAGGAUGGCGCUUAUCCCCCACUUCCCCCCAAACACAGUCAGCUCUGCACAGAUUGUGGGAUGUUUUUCAAUAAACAGAAGCCUCACACGUGUGAACAUAUAAUUAAACCCUUUUCUUGCAAUUUCUGUGGGAAGAGAUGUGUUAGUGAGGUCGCUCUAACAUCUCACAGCAGAAUCCACGAUGAAAACUAUGAGCACCCGUGCAAAUACUGCCAAAGUACGUUCAAAACCAAGGUGGACAAACACACACAUGAGCAGAUUCAUCUAAGUGAAGGAAAGCCCUAUAAAUGUCCCGACUGUCCAGAGACGUUCGCCACAAGUAAAGAACGCAGAAUCCACCUGGAGGAUCACAGAGGCCCCCAACAGUUAAAAUGUGAAAUCUGUGGCAUCGAAUUCCUCUGGCCACUUUCUCUCCAGAGACACUUAACCGUGCACACAGGAGCGAAGCCGUUCAAGUGCUCAGUGUGCCAACGUGGCUUCAAACAGGCAAGCCACCUGAAGUCCCACAUGCGUCUGCACACAGGAGAGAGGCCUUACAAGUGUCAGCAUUGUGACAAAUGCUUCAAUCACAACGUGAGCUUGAAGAGUCACGUACAGCGUUACCACUCGUCCAAAUCUGGACGUGAACAGAAAACAGAAAAAAGAAAGGAAAAGGAAAGUGACGCUGCUGAUGCUGAGGGUAACGGGAACAAGAGAGGUGCAGAUUCAGGUAAUGCAGAGGAAGAACAUGAUAUGGAAGAGGAGGAACAGAAGGAGAGAAUAUAUAGACCAAAAAAAAGAAAGAAAACCACAGGUCGACCCAUAGGACGGCCAAAGAGUUAUGAGUCAGACAACGUUGCUCUGGACGUUCAGGUGGAAGGUCAGUGUUCAAACAGAAAGGCUGAAAAACGACAGGCACAGAAGUCAAAGAAAACACAGCGCAGUGAUGAAUUUAGUGAGGACCAGCGUGAUGAAUUUAGUGAGGACCAGCCGAGUGACAGCGACAUGUCCUUUGAUUCAGCAGAGGAGGAAGAGGAGAUGAGCGAGAAGGCGAUAAAGAACACAGCGAGAUCAAGGAACAGACCAAAAACAUCCAAUAGUGACUCAGACUUUGACCCAGAAGAAAGAAAGGAAAAGAGGAGCAGCAGCCAGAACAGUGGUAGAGGUUCAGGGAGGCGCAGAGGAAGACCAAGAAAAAAUCUAGUGGUGUGAAGAUUCUUUAAGAAAUUGGUUAAAAUAAUAUAUAAAGUGGACAUUUAUACAGAACUGGACUGAGUUUUAGAGAAAAUUACAUAAUGUGACAAAACAUUAGCUUUUACUGUUAAGAGAAGCUGUUGGUUGGAUUUGAAAGUACUUUUAAAAUGUGUUACCUGAUGUUUAAAGGAUGAGAUCAUGUUGGAUAAAAGUGUAUUAAACAGGGCUGAUCUUCCUUUCUGUUCUGUCAGUCACACACUCUGCUGAGAGGUUCAUUUAAUUCUGCAGACAUCUGACAGCUCAUCUUUUAUACGGGUAUAAAAGCAUUGAUUCUCAGUAGUGUUGGGGUGUGUAUUUAACAUUGUUGUGGGGCUGGAAAGUGAAAUGAAAAAUGUUCUCCUUUAUGUUACUUAGUUAUAUUGGCUAAAGCUUGAAAGAGUCAGUUAAUUAGUAUUUUAAAAGGCACAUUUUCUCACUCGGUCUUUCUACUUAGGUAUAAUGUACCAUGUUUUGAGGUAUGUGAGAUAUCUGUCUGAUAAAGAGAUGAAUCUGGUUUGUAGUGUUCCCAUCAUUCUACAAAGCUUUGUUACAUUUUAAAAUUAAACUAAUAUAUUUUCCAACAGUAUCUCUCUCCCCUGAAUAAUCCACAUACCUUCUUAUGAACGUUUGUUUUAAUGAGGUUGUCCCAAACAGUAGUAGUUUAGUAGCUGUCUCAGUCUCAGUGACCUUUUGUUAGAAAAAUUGGCCUUUAUGGGCUUCAUUAAUUAACGGAGCCCCGGAGUGGCCAUAGAGAGAAUAUACAUCAUAGCCAGUUUUACUACAUUGAGCGCUCCAAAUGCUGUUUUGUGUGCAUGAGAUAAAUCUAUUGUCCCUAUUAAUCUGUUUGGCUUAUAGAGUAUGUUGAUUCAGUAAAUAAUGUAGUUUAAACCCAUACUUUGGUGCAGCAUCAAUGUACAUUGCUAUCAGUUUGUUAUUAUGAUAAGUAUUUCCAUUCCCUGUGUAAGAAUAGUUGCUCCUCUUCUGCCAUUGUAUUGAUGCUGCACAUAAUGUGAUGUUAGAGAGCCACCAUGUGGUUAACUUGAGUAUUGGCUUUUCUGUAUUGUCAUUUUAUAGUAUAACUCAUUUAAUAUAGUGGUUCAACCCAUAUUAGUUUAUUAAUACUCUCUGUUGUUGUAUAGGAAACCUGGUCUAUAAUUACCACCUAAAAUAUAUGGUAGUUUUUCCCACC
Molecule: messenger RNA, 3546 nt
Organism: Morone saxatilis (striped sea-bass)
Lineage: Eukaryota; Metazoa; Chordata; Actinopteri; Moronidae
Product: myoneurin-like
Exons: 5
Coding region: 201-2336 (711 amino acids)
Biological process (GO): regulation of transcription by RNA polymerase II
Molecular function (GO): DNA-binding transcription factor activity; RNA polymerase II cis-regulatory region sequence-specific DNA binding
Source: RefSeq, a predicted model, not a curated record